Molecule: messenger RNA, 6809 nt
Organism: Poeciliopsis prolifica (blackstripe livebearer)
Lineage: Eukaryota; Metazoa; Chordata; Actinopteri; Cyprinodontiformes; Poeciliidae
Product: fibronectin-like
Exons: 27
Coding region: 134-6451 (2105 amino acids)
Molecular function (GO): protein binding
Source: RefSeq, a predicted model, not a curated record
UCUGACGGACCUGCAUUGUGGAGAGCUUUACAACGCCACAGUGACCGGCGAGGAUGUUCGCUGCAAGAGCAAACCCAGCGACAGCGUAACGAUCAAGACUGUACCAUGCACUCCUGAGAAUACGUCCUCUGUGAUGGACUGUGAGGCCAACUCUCUCAUCGUCUCCUGGUCUGAGAGCGCAGGCGCCGACUCCUACACCGCCACGCUGCAGGACAGCUACGGCCGGAGCACAACCUGCCAGGGAACAACCCAGGGAUUGUGCAGCGUGAGCGGACUCGGCUGCGGCCAGAUCUACCACGUAUCUGUGGCCUCCUCUGACGGAUUCUGCAACAGCCCGCCCACAGACGUGCUGGACACGCCCUCAGUGCCGUGUAAACCCAGAAACAUCAAGGCGGCGAUGGACUGCUACACCAAAACAGCCCAGGUGUCCUGGUUCCCGAGCGACGGUGCUCUGUCCUACCUGGCAGUCGCCUCCACUGCAUCGGGCCACAACGUCACCUGCGAGACCAACACCACCUUCUGUGAGCUGGAGGGGCUGCGGUGUGGUCAGAGAUACGCUGUGUGGGUGAAAUCAGUGGGAGAAAGCUGCAGCAGCAGCGCCAACAUGACCGGAGAGCUGCUGACGGAACCAUGCAUUCCUGAACAGAUCACCGGUCUGUACAGCCUGGCCAUCGGUCAGGUCGAGUGGGACAAGGCAGCCGGUGCCGAUAACUACACCGUGACUGCGGAAACGGACCAAGGCCUCACAGCCACCUGCACCACCAGAGACAACUUCUGCACAUUGUACAACAUGGACUGCGGCCAGGUGUACAACAUCACCGUCACGUCGCACAGCAACGUGUGCAAAGACGUGUCUGUCUCUACAGAACACGUCACUAUUGUAACAGAGCCGUGUCCACCCAAAAACGUGGAGACCAACGUGAACUGCCAGGAGGAGCUGGGGACUGUGUCAUGGGAGGCCAGCUGGGGCUCCGUGGGCUACAAGGUUCAGCUCGCCGGGCGUGACGGCCAUUCGCUAACCUGCCUCACAAACACCACGUUCUGCGACAUCAAAGACCUGCACUGUGGGGUCGUCUACUACACCAACGUCAUUGCCAUUGGGGAGAACCGCAACAGCAGCAAGUCCACCACUGUGCUCCUCACUGCAGCUCCCUGUACGGCCGGCGAUGUGGCGGCUAGCUAUGACUGCCACAACAACACAGCAGAAGUCUCUUGGAGCUACAGCGCGGGCGCCAGCUCCUACCGGGUGACUGCUGUGUCGCCAAACGGGCACCGGACCUCCUGUGAGACGGAUGAGCUCCAGUGUGAACUGUUGGAGCUGGAGUGCAGUCAGACGUACAACGUCACCCUCACAACCAUCAGCGACCAAUGCCAGACUGAGACGCACACCGACGUUUACUUCAGCACAAGCCCCUGUAAGCCGCUGCGUGUCGGAGUGGACCUCCGGUGUGGGACGAGUACAGCCGACAUGUUCUGGGACGAAGACGACUAUGUGGAGCUCUUUAUGGCCACUGCCACCAGCAGCGCGGGAUUAACCCUGCAGUGCAACUCCACCAACUCCACCUGCCAGUUCCCGGGUCUGGACUGUGGAGAGAAAUAUGUGUUUUCUGUCACUGCGUACAGCAGCAUGUGCUACAGCAAAGAGGGCGACUCUGUGGAGAUCCAGACAGAACCUUGCCAGCCGGUUGGGCUGUCGGUCGGCGGCUCGUGCCAUAAUGAGACGGUUAUGGUGAGCUGGGAUGAGGCUCCCGGGGCAGCAGUGUACGUAGUCACAGCCGCUGGACAUCUGGGUUACGCUUCUACUUUCCAAGUCAACGAAACGUGGAUAGAAACCGAUCUGCCCUGCGGACAGCUGUUCACUUUCACCGUAAAGGCACAAGAUGAUCGAUGUGAGAGCGCCGUGAGCGAGUCUGAACAAUACAAAACAGGUCCCUGCACCCCCGAGGCCCUGCGGAGCUACACGCGCUGCGAGGACAGCCUCGGCGCCGUCAGCUGGACCAUGUUCGCAGACGCAGAGUCGUACUUGGCUGUGGCGGUGGGGGAGGACGGCCACAUCCACCAGUGCGCCUCAAACACCACCAGCUGCAAGUGGGACGACCUGCACUGCGGCGAAAUUUACACCGUCAGCGUCGUCGCGCUCGACUACCAUUGCACCAGCAUGCAGAGCAACAGCACGACUAUCCGGAUGGCACCUUGCGUACCUCAAGAUUUGAAAUCAUCCAUUAACUGCUCUACAAAGGUUGGAUCACUGACCUGGAAUGCCAGUGAAACCGCUGAGUUUUACAUCGUGACAGCAGAGACCAACAGCGGCCACAAAGUGCAGCUGAGCACCAACGACACCUGGACGUUCAUUUCUGAGUUCCUGUGCGGUCAGGAGUACUUCCUGUCUGUCCAGGCGGCAGACUCUUUCUGCACCAGUCGCCCCAGCCGGCCUUCAAAACUGUUUUCAGAGCCCUGCCCACCCACCGCAGUGCACAGCGUCUUGAACUGCCUGUCGAACAUCGCUCUGCUGUCGUGGAGCGGCUCGGCGGGGGCGGAGUUCUACACCGCCACGGUGAUGCCAGAAGACGGCCAGCCGAUGAGCUGCGCGUCUGAAAACGAGCAGUGCGCCAUUCCCAACAUCCCGUGUGGGAAGCACAACCUGGUGACGGUUGUCGGUUCCAACGGGAUCUGUGAUUCUGACCCCAGCAUGUCUGACAUACUGCAGUCGGUCCCUUGUGUUCCCACUGACGUGCGAGUGACGAUCAACUGCUCCACAAACGAGGCGGUCGCGUCCUGGAGUGCCAGUGAUGGCGCUCUGUCUUACAGAGUGAUUGCAGUGAGCACACGGGGAGCCGAGUCCAACUGCGGAACAGAAGAAACAAAGUGUGCGCUGACCAACCUGAUCUGCGGACAGCGGUACCACGUCCAGGUGGUGGCGCAGGACAACAUCUGCUCCAGCUUACCGAGCCCAGCUGUCGUGUUUGAAUCAGUUCCCUGCACGCCCAGCAUUGGCUCUGUGAUUUUGGACUGCUACACCAACUCUGCGCUCCUGGACUGGAUGUAUUCUGAGGGCGCCUUGAGCUACACGUCCACUGCCCGGUCCUCUGGCGGCCAUGUUUCCAGCUGCACCACCAGCCAAACCAACUGUGAGCUGGAGAACCUGCAGUGCGGCCAGACAUAUGAGGUGGCAACUGUGGCGUCAAACGAUCAGUGCAGCAGCCCACCCAGCGCCACGGUGCAUCUGGAGUCAGUGCCCUGUCCGCCUGAAGACGUUGUGACCAGUCUGGACUGCGAUAGCAACGUGGCUCUGGUGGAGUGGCAGGCCAGCAGCGGCGCAGACUCCUACAUCGUCCAAGCUUUCGGCAUGCAGGAACACGAGACCAACUGCACCACAGACUCCCAGUCCUGCAUCCUGCCCGACCUCAUGUGCGGCUUCACCUACAACGUCAGCGUCAUCGCCGUUAGCGGCGCCUGCAACGUGUCGCAGAGCGAAGUGCAGCAGCUCAACGCAAUUCCCUGUGUGCCUGCGCUGGUGGAGGCCCGAGUCAUGUGCGAGUCCGGCGGCAUCAUGGUCUCCUGGGAACAGAGCAAAGGCGCCUCGUCGUACGCCGCGGUGGCGCACGGCGGCGGCUUCAGCUCAACAUGCAACAGCUCCUCCACCACGUGUCUGCUGGAAGACGUCCUGUGUGGCCAGAACUACUCCAUCACCGUCAUCGCAUCGGACGACAAGUGCAGCAGCGCCGAGAGCUCAGCCGUGGAGAUCGACACAGCACCGUGUGUGCCGCAGGAAGUGACGGCGGAGAUGUUGUGCGGCAACAACACCGGCGUGGUAUCAUGGGCAGAAGACGACGGCGUCGAUUCGUACCACGUUGAAGCUUUGGGGCCCGACGGUCACAAAAUAUUCUGUGAUAGCGUUGAAAACAGCUGUGAGCUUCCCAGCAUGCAUUGUGGCCAGAGCUACAACCUGACAUUGACGGCGCAAGAUGGACGCUGCGACAACAGCAACGCCUACCUCGACCUAAAGUCUGUUCCUUGCAAGCCCACGAACGUCGGCGCUUCCCUCCGCUGCCACUCGAACUCGGCUGCUGUGACCUGGGAGCGGGCCAGCGGCGCGCUCUCUUAUGUUGCGGUCGGCGUUACUGCAGACGGGAGACACAGGGCCGAGUGCAACAACACGAUGACCUACUGCGACCUGAGCGACCUGCGGUGUGGACAGACCUACAGCGUCAGCGUGUUCGGCCGGGACGAGUCCUGCUCCGGCGUGGAGAGCAACAAGACUCACGUACGAACAGCUCCAUGUCCGCCUCAGAACGUGACAGUCGAUGCUGCAUGUGUUGAAAAGGCGAUGGUCGUCUCCUGGGCUCCCAACCCGGACGCCCAGCACUUCCAUGUAGCCGUAGUGAGCAGCACCGGCGCCAGGCUGUACUGUAACUCCAGCACCACCUCCUGCACCAUCAGGGACCUGCCCUGCGGGCAGCACUACAACGUCACAGCGAUCUCCGUUAGAGACGCCUGUGAGAGCAAACCGAGCGCUGUGGUGGCCACCAGUUCAGCUCCAUGUGUUCCCACGAAGCCUAACGGCCACCUGGACUGCGUGUCGAACUCAGCCUGGGUGUCCUGGACCCCCUCUGACGGCGCCAGCAGCUACUAUGUUCUGGCCGCGGCGGCCAGCGGCCAGAACUCCAGCUGCACCUCCUCGUCCUCCCUGUGUGAAGUUGCAGAUCUGAAAUGUGGGACUCUAUACACCUUCCAUGUCACGGCAGUCAACAAGCACUGCAGCAGUAAUCACAGCAGCACGUUUGAGAUCGAGACAGGUCCUUGCGCUCUAGAGAGCGUCAGUGCAACAGCUGCAUGCAACAGCGACACCAUCCUGGUUGAAUGGAAGCAAACGCUGGACUCGCCGCUCUACCUGGUCACUGCUGAAGCCGAAGAUAAAUCCGUCAUUUCCUGUAACAGCUCGUCAAACCGGUGCGUCCUCCAUGAUGCCCGGUGCGGCCGACAUUACAGCGUCAUCGUGUCAGCUUCCUCAGACAAGUGCAGCAGCCUAAGAAGUCCCCCGACGAAGAUCAAGACAGCUCCCUGCGUGCCGAGCAAUGUGACAGUGGUGCCGCAGUGCGAGGACAGAGGGGCCGUGGUUUCCUGGGAAAAAUCGUUGGUGGCCACAUCGUACCGGCUGACGGCCAGAGGACAAGAUGGCCACGUUGUGACCUGCAACAACACGGCCAACAACUGCUCCCUGUCUGCCCUGCACUGUGGCCAGGCGUACGACGUGAGCAUCACCGCCGUGGGAGAAAACUGCACCAGUUACCCCAGCAACAACACCUUCAGAACAGUGCCUUGCGCUCCCUCUAAUCUCGCCGUGAGUAUCGACUGUCAGACCAACCGCGCCCAGCUGUCUUGGGCUCACACCGACGGCGCUGUGGAGUAUUUCAGCCGCGCGUCGUCUGCGUCUGGCGAAGCCUUUUACUGCGGCAGCAGCAACACGUCCUGCACACUGAAAACCCUGCAGUGUGGCAACAACUACAACUUCACCGUUAAAGCCUUCGAUGGGGCCUGCAACAGCUCGGAAAGCAAACCUCUGCAGGAAGGAGCAGCUCCAUGCCCGCCGUCUCGCCUGAAAGUCCGGAUGCAGAGGAUCAAACUAAAGUUCUGGGCCAUGAUUUCCUGGGACAAAGUCAACUGUUCAGGCGUCGAGUAUUUGGCUGAAGUGAGAGGCUGGGUCGGAAACGACCCGCUGGCCCUGAUGAAAGUCUCCUCCUACUGGCAGCCCAGGCCGUACUUCGAGCUGCCGAUGCCUUGCAGCUCGGCUUUCAACGUGACCGUGUUCUCCAGGAACUCUGGAGGCGUCAGCAAGGCGUCCAGAAUCUACGCAGGAACCACAGAGCCUUGCGCGCCGCAGAGGGUUAAAUACAGCGGGAACUCGACGUCGGCCAUCUUGUCCUGGGACGCGUCGGUGUUGGCCGCCAUGUACACGGUCUACAACGUGUCGGGGGGAAGCCGGGUGAAGCUGUGCAACACCACCGGACUCUCCUGCCAGCUGACCAACUUCAACCCGGCUGCCACCGCAGUAACAGCCAGCAAUGCUGUCGGGGAAAGCAACCCGAGCCAAAACAUAACAGGUCCAGUGGGAGCGCGCAGGAGACGAGAUCUGCAACCCGAUCAACUCCAUACUGAUGAAGAAGAAAGUCUGGAAACCCCAGAGGUGUUGGCUGUGACGGCGAGCGCCGGGGCUUUGUACGUGAAGUGGAAGACGGUGGACGGAGCCACCAAAUACCAGCUUGUCAUCGAAGAGGAGCACAACGCGGAGCAGACGACUCUGCUGCCGAGAGUGAGGAACGUAGACGGGGAUUGUUACACAGAGACUGGCCUCAAACCCAGGACCAGCUACUGCGUCAGGGUGGCGGCGAAGGACGGCGUCAACCGGAGCAACUUCUCCUGGCCGACCUGCAGGAAAACCGGCGCUUCGUAAAGAAACCAAUUACUGUAGAGACUGGAUGAAAGAGAGCUUUAUUUAGGGUGAAAAUGGUUUUUCCACUAUGUAGCAUCCAUCACAGAUUUUCUUUUCUGGUUUGUUCUCAAAGUACUUUAGGAAGAUAACUGAUUGCUUUAAUAAUCUAAACAUGUAGCCAUUCAUAGCUGUCUAAAAGUGUUGCUCAAGCCAUAUUUAUCAAAAGAAUUGUUUAUUUUUAAGAUAGGUUAAUGCUUUUUUUUGGAUGAUUGUUAACUCUUAAAAACUCAAUAAACUUGAUAAUUUAUCAAGAAAUAUCCUUUAAAUGUAUAUUUUCUUGGUGAGUUAACUGCUCAGAUGAUGAAAUAAAAAGAAAUCU